Malania oleifera is the source of this 1970-nucleotide messenger RNA. RefSeq lists its product as uncharacterized. The record is from RefSeq and is a predicted model, not a curated record. The coding region runs from base 325 to 1335 and encodes 336 amino acids. Gene Ontology annotation, cellular component: cytosol. Lineage: Eukaryota; Viridiplantae; Streptophyta; Magnoliopsida; Santalales; Ximeniaceae. Gene Ontology annotation, molecular function: protein-folding chaperone binding. The transcript has 2 exons.
GCAAAAUAGAAGCAUUAAGGAAAACAUUGGUAGUCACUCAAACAAUACCCAACUGUGCUUUAUCCCAUUCCCCGCUCUCUGGUCCAGUCAUUGCACGUCCACACGUCUUGGAAACGCACAAGUCUUCCUUUCUGGCAGCGCUUUUCUAACCGCCCGAUCUCAUCGCCCGUUUUAUGAUCGUACCUCCGCAAGCCGAAACGGAAACGCCCCUGCUAGACGGAAAGUAGGAAAGCUCUAUGCUCUGUCUCUGCCGUGGAGAGAGAAAAACCCUAGAGGGAGAGACUUCUUGUUCAUCUGCGGCGAAGAGACAGAGAGAGAGAGGGAAUGGGUGUGGAUUACUACAAUAUACUGAAGGUGAACAGACAUGCUAGCGAAGAUGACUUGAAGAAGGCGUACAGAAGGCUGGCAAUGAUAUGGCACCCGGACAAGAACCCUAGCAACAAGAGGGAAGCAGAGGCUAAGUUCAAGCAGAUCUCGGAGGCUUAUGACGUGCUCAGCGAUCCUCAGAAGCGUCAGAUCUACGAUCUCUACGGCGAGGAGGCUCUCAAGUCCGGCCAGGUCCCGCCGCAGCCGGCUUCCGCCUCUCGCGGCGGUGGCGGGCCUUACCCCCACCGCCAUCAUCCCAAUCCCUCCUUCCGCUUCAACCCUCGCGACGCGGAUGACAUUUAUGCUGAGUUGUUUGGAUCGGAUGGCGCCGGCGGCGCUUCCCGGAGCCGGACGUUUAGGGAUGGGUUUUUCAGGACGCCGAAUGGGGAGUACGGGUAUCCGCAGCCUGAGCCGCCAAGAAAGGCCCUUGCGGUUGAGAGUUCGUUGCCCUGUAGUCUGGAGGAGCUUUACAAGGGAGCGAAGAAGAAGAUGAAGAUUUCAAGAAACAUUUUUGAUGCUUCUGGUAAGUUUCAUACGGUGGAGGAGAUCUUGACCAUCGAUGUCAAGCCUGGUUGGAAGAAGGGCACAAAGAUUACUUUUCCUGAGAAAGGUAACCAGGAUCCUGGUGUCAUUGCAGCAGAUCUAAUCUUUGUGAUAGAUGAGAAAACCCAUGCAGUUUAUAAGAGGGAUGGUAAUGACCUAGUGGUCAACCAGGAAAUAACACUGUUGGAGGCUCUCACAGGGAAGACUAUUGACUUGACAACCUUGGACAGAAGGAUUGUCACCAUGCAAGUGACAGAUAUUGUCAGACCAGGUUAUGAGGUUGUAGUUCCGAAUGAAGGGAUGCCAAUUUCAAAAGAACCAAGAAGGAAGGGAAACCUGAGGGUCAAGUUUGAUGUCAAGUACCCGGCAAGGCUUACCUCAGAACAAAAAUCUGAUUUAAAAAGAGUAUUGGGAGGGAGCUCAUGAUGAUUUUAGAAUUUAUGAUCAGGGGUGACCAGAUUAACACAGGUAAAUAUUGCCGUUUCUGUUGGAUGUAUAUAUUCUAUACGCUAAUGCAGUUGAAGAGGUUUUGUGAAUACGAGGAAUGAAGCUUUCAAAGAUUUGAUGGGAAAGUUGGAGCCAAAUGUAGUAUAGUCCGACUUCAAUGUCUGCACACCUUGAUGAUUGUAGAAAAUAUUUCUUAGGCGAUGACAGAUGAUGAUCAAGUCUAAUUGGAGGGAUCAUGUAUGGUUUAAGCAUACCCCUGCUGCUUUUAGUUUUUUCGUCUUCGUCAUUUUUGCGUUUGGUUUUGGAUGCUGUGUGUUUGGGAAUGAAAGUCGUUUGAGUAUAGAUGGUUAUUGUAUUUGUUAUUUGAUAAACAUCAAUUUAAUAUUUGGUUAAAGAUGGAAACGUGUGGAUUUGCCCUAGUUAGUGCCUUGAUGAAUGAGUUGUGGGGGGUUUUUAUGCCUAGUUUCAUCUUGGUUCAUCCUAUGGCAGACGCGCAAAUACAUGGCUGAUGUUAGACCGUCUGGUUCCAGAGACAAAUAAUUAUUUGCCUAAUGUAAUAAAUGAAUAUGUUAAAUUUGUUUUCAAUAUAUUUCAGUAAAAUUAUUGAUUUGUAA